AUGGUGUUUUACUACAAAGUAAGACACAGAUAUGAUAAAAGUAGUGAUGAGGAGUUAUCAUUGGAAGUUGGAGAUAUCAUCAAAGUUGCUGGUCUACCCUGGAAAUUUAAAGGGCUACCAAGUAAUCCAAAGGGAUGGUUGUCUGGCGAAAAUCAGCGUACAAAAGAGAGUGGCACAUUUCCGAGCAAUUAUGUUGACUAUAUGGGAGAAUCUGUAUCACCCCGACCUCCAACUCCCCCACUACCACCAAAGCAGGAGGGAAGACUAUUAAUGCAACAGUAUUCGUUUUACAGAUUCUCUCAUCUUUUCUUUUCUAGACAACAAUCUGCAGAAGAUGGAAGUGUAACUUUAGUAUCAGUGUUAAAACAAUUAGAAGAAAAGAUAAAUUACCAUGAACCUGACAUAAGCAGUAAAUUCAACAUAAACAGAGCUGAUGUCUGGGAUGGUGCGAUAAGAGGAUUUCAAAGAAAAUCUUACUGUCCAAUGAAGCGCAUGUAUAUCCGCUUUACAAAUGACGCUGGUAAAGAUGAAGGAGCUGUAGACACAGGUGGACCAAAACGCGAGUUUUUACGAUUAAUUAUCCACCAUCUGCAACACUCCUGUAUAUUUGAUGGGCCUGAACACUCUAAAGUGUUAUCAAUGCAUUCAUUUGAAACCUUGUACAAUAGCCUCGUUCAUGGGCUAAGCAAAGUGAAACCAAGUAUAUCUGAUAUUGGUGAUUAUGAAAUAAGAGAUCAACUAUUGUCAAUUAUGGAAACUGAUACAGAAGAAAAACUAUGUGCCGAAUUAGAAAAAGCAAGUUCAUUGAUAACUGUUUCAGGUGCUGGGCAUAUUAUCCCUAAUCUUAAAUCCAAGGACAAACUGAUUGACAUCAUUGUACAGUUCUAUGUACUUGUUAGGACUAGGUCAGCAUAUGAAAGAUUUAAAGAUGGACUGAAAACCCUAAAUGUAUUAGACAGUAUGGUACGGAAUCCCAGACUUUUCAAGGAUGUUUUCAUUUCUAAGGAAACAGUAUUAACUUCAAAGUUAAUUGAAGAUUUGUUUGUGGUGUCAGUGCUGAGCCCUGAGGGUUCUAACCGGAGAACUGAAGAACAGAAAAUCAUAAGCUUUUGGAGAGAUUUUCUAUUAGAUAUUGAAGAAUGUGAAUCUCCAGUGUCAUUGAAAGACAUCAUUGUUUUUGCAACAGGCCUAGAUGAUAUACCUCCUUUGGGAUUUAGUCCUUCUCCAACUUUGGAGUUUAAUGAAGGGAAAGAAGAUACAAAUAUGGUUUUGCCAAUGGCUAAUACUUGUUCUAACAUACUUAGAAUUCCCCUUGUGAAGUCGUACAAGAUAUUCAAAGAUUCAAUGAAAUUUGGGCUUCAAAAUAGUGCUGGUUUUGGGAGAGUUUAA
This is a messenger RNA of Saccoglossus kowalevskii, 1389 nucleotides long. Its product is annotated as G2/M phase-specific E3 ubiquitin-protein ligase-like. The record is from RefSeq and is a predicted model, not a curated record. Gene Ontology annotation, molecular function: ubiquitin-protein transferase activity. Lineage: Eukaryota; Metazoa; Hemichordata; Enteropneusta; Harrimaniidae.